UCAGUCUCCGUGUGAACCCCGUAAGUGCAAGAUGCAUUUCAGCGAGUCUGUUCUAGUGAUAGCAGCCCUGCUAUUUAAUACUCCUAGUCAUGGCGAUCGAAGUCUUACGGCGGCCUUGGAACGCUUGCAAAGCAUUGACAACGCUAUGAUGCCAAACAUUCGUGAAUCACUUGAUGACUGUGAGAUGCGGUACUACAAGUACGAUCAGUAUGAACCAGUAAGAACGCCUUUGGUACGACCCAGACAAACAGCCCGUGAGGUUCCUCAUCUGGCUGCCAUCGGAUGGAACGGCGUGGGUAACACAUCAACGAAGUGGCGCUGUGCAGGAACUCUCGUGUGGGAAAGCUUCAUAUUGACUUCAGCGCGUUGUACGGUUGAUGAGAGUAACGCGGCACCCGAUGUGGUACGAAUGGGAGAUGUCGAUCUCGGUAGCGAGGAAGACAAUCAGUUCGUCCAGGAGUUGAAGAUCGUAGAGGUUAUUCGGCAUCCAGAGUUUCGGGAAGGAGAACGCGAUCACGAUAUUGCGCUGCUACGCCUAGAGUCGAAUGUGACAUUGGACUCGACUGUUGUACCUGCUUGCCUGUGGAAUCAAGAUGCUGUGCACUACCGAGCGAUGCAUGUUACGGGCUGGCAAACCACCGACCGAUCAGUGGGAUUGUCCAAGUUGUUGAAGGCAGAAGUUCGACCGGCUACUGGGGGCUGCAUUGGAGCUAACAGCUCCCUCCAGUACGUGUGUGUUGAAGGCAGUGAGUCACAAACUUGCUCGAGCAUCGAUGGAAAACUGCUGCAGGUUGAUCUGCAUCACAACGCAAAGAUGACUCCAUUCAUAGUAGGCAUUAGUUCCUCACCAAAUGGUUCCUGCGUUCGGGACGAACCAUCAUCUUACACGAAGAUUUCUGCGUACGUGGACUGGAUUCAGAGGACCAUUGAGUCUCGUGGAGAAUCGGCAUGGAGUUGGAAGUUUAAGCCAGCCGAAUGUGCUCUUCGCUACGUCCACCUUCGUCAGUACGAACCCAACGUCAUCAUUGCUCGGACAGGAACCCAAGAAACGGUAGAUCCUUCUCUCGCGAGGAUGCAGAUAUUAUACUCAGCGUCGGUCGUCGAGAUUCGUUUCUAUAGCUUCAUUAGUGUCUGCUUUGGUGUUAUCAUCGAUGAGCAGACCGUACUGACGUUAGCUCAGUGUACCACCCAACAUGGGAGACGCGCUCAAAAUGUGCGACAUGAUCGACUUGGGUAUGCCGGUAUGCCCGUUGUAGAUCAUUACAACCAUCCUGGCUAUAGAGAGGGCGAGCAUCGUAAUAACAUAGGCCUUUUGAAGCUGCGUGAUCGGUUUGAUUUUCGUGACACACUCGUCCCAUUCUGCAUUGGCCAUGAGGCGGAACUGCCGCUGGAUGAAGUGAAGGUUGCUGGACAGGGUCGCUGGGAUUUGAAUUUCUUUAGCGAGCAUGAUAAGUCGGUAGAUGUGUUCCAAUCCAUGAUGGCUCCUCUGUUGCCUCGUGCUGAGAUACUAUCGCAAGCCAACUGUUCCUACCGGGCCGACGUUAAGGUUGGACUUCCGGGAGGGCUUUCCGACGAACAUCUGUGCUAUGGUAACGAACAGUACCUAGUGCCGGAAACAUGCAGUCAAGACUUUGGACGUCCAAUCGGUGGGUUCGUCGAUCGAUUGGAUAAAACCUUUCGCUACACAUACGCGUUAACAUUGUUCGGAAGGGACUGUGGUUUCGGUUCACCGGCUGUUGGCGUACGGUUGGCACAUCAUGCUCAUUGGAUCAAAUCGAUCAUGCUGCCAGAAUAUCGGAAGGAUACUGGAUCGGUUUAUUUUAUCAAUUCUGAGUUGCUGGAAGGAGAUACGUGUCGGCAUGUCGAUGGUGCUGGUGGCACCUGCGUAGACGCUAGCCGGUGUCCAGCCAUUCGUUACGGUUUCUCUGUUAACCGCCAGGUAGUGUUUUGUAGUGGACCAUCGAUCGUAUGCUGUCCGUAUGAGAACAUCGUGAAUGAAACAUCUGCAGCUGGGAGAGAGCUGGACGACUGCGCUGGAAUGUAUCGCGAGGAACGCGAGCGUACAGCGACAAUGAUGUACAGUAACGGCCCUGUCCAGGAUGAUAAUCCACACAUGGUACAACUAGGUACAGAAACUUCGGACGGUCAGAUGCGUUGGAACUGUCGCGGUACAAUUAUCAGCCGCACGACUGUCGUAACCGGGUGCCAGUGUUUGCUGAACCAGGGCAAUAAGCCAACGGUCGUCCGGUUAGGAAUGUCGGAGAUGGCAUCAAUUGUGGAGGUGAACGAAGUUAUCUAUCAUCCCGAUUACUCAAAUUCCACCAAGCAGUAUGAUGUGGCGUUGGUUCGGUUGAAGAGCCCAAUUGAUACUGCAGCAUCGGGCAAGUUUCCGGCCUGUCUCUGGACUAAUCAAACGCACACACCGUUCAAGAUGAUUCAAACUGUGAUCAACGAAACGGCCGAUGACUACACCUAUGUGACGGGAAAGUACAAUUCGGAUUGUGCUUGGUCGGUUGGAAACGCUAUCAGCCAGAGUCAGCUGUGCGUAGCGAUCGAGCCGCAAAACACAAUCGUUUCCAGUGGUGAUCCACUGUUUUGGUCGAGUGACCGGCGUGAUAGUGACAGGGAGCGGGUAGAGUAUCUGGUGGGUUUGAUGAGCUAUUCAGCGUCGAAAGAUAAAUCAAUCCAUGUGCAUAGUCGCAUGUCGUGGUUUGCCAGCUGGAUCAAGACUAUUCUCUAGAAGGUAGACAAAGUUAUGAGAAACCAGAGCACCAACAUGAAAGAUUGCAGAAAGAAUUAGGAAAUUUAAAGUUAAAUUAAACAUUUACAACCAUACUUGACAUAAUACAACAAAUCCAUGAUAGAAAGCGCAUAUCAAUGAUAGGAAGUGAUAUUCGAGAGUACUUCUGUAGCAAUAAUAAAAUCUGAAAGUGUCUCUGAACAAUGCUGCUAUGCACUAGGAUAAGGUUACAAAUGAAGCACUUUAGGAUGAUCGGAUAUGAUCGGCUAACAGCCGUAAGGCUGUUUAAGAGUAGUAAAUAAGAACAGUUCAGUGAAUAAUAAUCAAUUCAAUUGAUAAUCAUUCUUUGAUAAUCACUCCAUCAAUUGACUUCUUAUUUUUAAAUUCAUUUAUACGUUUAUUUUGCGUGAUUUAUUCGUCAGUUGAAUUUAAAUAAAUGAUUAGCAGUUUAAAAUUACCUUUAUAAAGAUUUAUUCAUGGUAUGUUGGUUAUGUUUAUCGACUUAGUUGACUAACUAAACCCUAGUAAUUUAGUCCCCGAUCGUUCAAUCGUUCUAUAAACCCGCAUCUCAUCCCACUUCAAUUGGA
Anopheles darlingi is the source of this 3327-nucleotide messenger RNA. RefSeq lists its product as uncharacterized. The transcript has 12 exons. Gene Ontology annotation, biological process: proteolysis. The record is from RefSeq and is a predicted model, not a curated record. The coding region runs from base 32 to 2740 and encodes 902 amino acids. NCBI's taxonomy places the organism in Eukaryota, Metazoa, Arthropoda, Insecta, Diptera, Culicidae. Gene Ontology annotation, molecular function: serine-type endopeptidase activity.